CUCGCAUAACAUAGGCAUGCGGUGAGUGCUCGUUCCCAAACGUAUUGGCAAAUUUUCUGCCAAAUUUGUCUAUAAAAGAGAAAUCUGGUAGUAAUAGAAGCUUAGCCUUAGAAUAUUGGAUUUUUCUGGGAGCCAUAUGCCGUCACCAAAAGAGCCAUAUAUGGCUCGCGAGUAGGGAUGUAAGUUUCAGAAUUUCGAAGCGAUUCGAAUCAACAUCAAUUCGAAGCAAUUUAGGAAAUUGAGACUUGAUUUUAUUUGGAAAAGAAUUGCAUUUAUAUAACACAGGGCAAUUGCACGACGCAGAGGCGAUGUCUCGUUACUUUACGUUUACAGCUUUCCAAAGUCCUAACACUCCCAGAAUUGUUAUAUUUCAUAUCGGUAGCAGCAAUCGUUUCGCUCUAUUUUGUUCGACUACUUAAAAUGUUACGAAGUUUCACAGAUAAUUUAAUAUAAUAAACGUUCAUCUAGAACAGCGUUCCCCAAACUGUGAUCCGCGAAACACUAGCGUGGGUGGACGGACAAACGAUCCUAUACAAUAACUUCUGCAGUAUGCGAAAGUUAUUGUCUCACUCCAAGAGUAGUGUGAUUAAUUUUAUUUGCAAUGGUAGCAGUAGCAUCCAAAUGCUCAAUUUGUUCUAAUUCUAAACAAGCGAAGAAUCGCAUUUGGAGGAAAUUGUACGUUAGAUACUGAAGUUUGAGCAGUCAUGUAACAUUCAUAGUUUGAGAAUAUUUAUUUUUCGCUGUUUGCAUAAUACAUUAAUACUUGCCAAGGUUUCUUGAAGAAUUAUCAACACUUACUACUAAAAAUUAGGCACGCUUAUAUCUGAAUUGUUUGAUUUGAAUAAAUCUUAAAUAAAUGAUGAAACAUUUACUGGGUGCAAUUAAAUAAUAAAAUCAACAACUUGAAUGGAACAUGAAAAAUACAAAUUUUGUGUCGAUAUUAAUAACAAUGUGCCCACAAAGCCUUCUUUUUGGCACCGGUGGAAUUUUUUGUAUGUGCGUGUGUGCAGUUUGAAGAAAGUUAACGGUAAUAUGAUGAUAUACUAAAUAGAAUCAGAUUCGAAAAGAUUUGAAUCGGAACAUUGUGAUUCGAAAAAAAAAAAUAUUCGAAACUUACAUCGCCCAUCGCGAGUCAUGGGUUCUCGACUUCUGUUUUAGGUAAAGCUCUAAUAUAGUGUACGAAUGGCCUCAAUAACGACAGCAAGUUACUCGGACCAGACGACGGCAGCACUCCUGCCAGAUGCAAAUUUAGAAACAUGGGAUUUCGUUGUUAUCGGUGUCUAUUUCGCAUUCAUAUUAGCUGUUGGGAUAUGGGCGAUGUGCAGCACGAAUCGUGGAAACGUUGACGGAUUCUUUCUCGCUGGGAGACACAUAACUUGGUUUCCUGUCGGAGCAUCUCUUUUCAGCAGCAAUAUUGGAAGUGGUGAUUUCGUCGGAUUGGCUGGAACAGGAGUGGUCGGCGGAAUUGCAGUCGGUGCAUUCGAAUGGAAUGCCAUGCUUACGCUCUUCUUCUUGGGUUGGAUAUUUGCACCAGUUUAUAUUGCUGCUGGAGUCGUCACAAUGCCCGAAUAUCUUGAGGCAAGAUUUGGAGGCCAAAGAAUUCAAGUGUAUUUAUCAGUGUUGUCGGUGUUGCUUUAUAUUCUAGUGAGAGUAUCGGCCGACUUAUAUUCCGGAGCAAUCUUUAUUCAAGAAGCUCUUGGAUGGAAUAUUUAUUUAUCUAUGGUUCUCCUUCUGUUGAUCACUGGAUUAUAUACAGUGACUGGAGGAUUAGCUGCUGUCAUAUAUACAGAUACUGCUCAAACUUUAAUCAUAACUAUUGGAUCAGUAAUCAUGAUGGUAUUGUCGUUUGAAAGCAUUGGGGGAUAUGAUCAACUGGAAACAAAAUACAUGCAAGCAGUACCAAGAUUGAGGCCAGCAAACACAACAUGCGGUGAACCGAGGGAGGAUUCUUUCAGCGUUUUUAGAGAUCCAGUUACAGGAGAUCUUCCUUGGCCUGGACUAACUUUCGGUUUAACAAUAUUAGCUACGUGGUACUGGUGCACAGAUCAGGUUCUUGUUCAAAGAACGUUGGCAGCAAAGAACUUGACACAUGCAAAAGGAGGUUGUGUUGUGGCAGGGUUUAUUAAAAUAAUGCCAAUGUAUACAAUUGUAAUGGUUGGAAUGGUCAGCAGAAUCGUAUUAACUGAUGCAGUUGCAUGUGUACUACCAGAAGAAUGUAUGAAAUAUUGUGGUUCGACCGUCGGUUGCUCCAAUGUUGCUUAUCCUAAACUUGUACUGGCAACCAUGCCAACGGGAGCAAAAGGAUUGCUACUUGCAGCCAUGGUUUCGGCCUUAAUGUCUUCUUUAACAUCAGUAUUCAACAGUUCUUCAACUUUAUUUACUUGUGAUAUUUGGACUAAGAUUCGGAAAAACGCAUCUCAACGAGAAUUAAUGAUUGUUGGCCGCGUUUUUAUUCUUUGCAUGGUGGGAGUGAGCAUUGCCUGGGUGCCAAUCAUACAGGAAGCUGCAAGUGGACAACUAUUUGACUAUAUACAGGCUAUAACAAGUUAUCUCGCUCCUCCAAUUGCAACUAUUUUUGUGACUGCUGUAUUUUGGCCAAGACUCAAUGAGCCGGGUGCUUUCUGGUCAUUGUUAAUCGGAAUGGUUAUUGGUUUAACCCGAAUGAUAUUGGAUUUUGUCUACACAGCGCCAUUAUGCGGAGAAGAAGAUACAAGACCACUGGUUCUGUCAAAGGUCCACUACCUUCAUUUCGCGUUGAUUCUUACGGCUUGUACGUUGAUAAUAGAAGUUAGUGUCAGCUUGUGCACUCCUCCUAUUGCCAGUGAACACUUGUACAGAUUGACAUAUUGGACCCGACUGAGUAAGAAGAAAAGAAUUCCAAUCGAACAGACUUUUGAACUUCAUGGAUCCGGUAACCAGCAGAACGAUGAUUUUAUCUUACUAGUACAAUUACAACAAUUUAACCAACAGGAAACUGAGGGAGGAUAUCCAAAUGAGGUGAUGGUUGGCGAUAAUGAAGAAAUGGCAAACGGGAAUGGAAAACAUCCUUCACAAAAAAAACAAAAGUCUUGGCUAAAAAGAGGAUUUGACCUCUUUUGCGGUUUUGAUGACCAAACCUCGAAGCAACCUUCACCGGAUUCUGUAAUAUUGGAUAUCAACGAAAAGAAAUGGCCAGCAUUAAUUGUGAACAUAGCUUGCGUGCUCAUGUUAGCCUCAAUGGUGUUUCUUUUUGCAUAUUACGCAUAAUACUUCACGUGAAGGGAGAAAUAAUGAGAAAAUUAUUACUUCUUGCAUGAUGUUAUUCUCCGUUCAAUGUUUUUUUUUUGAAUAAUCAAAACGAAUAAUUGCAUAAACAAUUUUAUUAUUGUCAAUCCCGAUAAUUGACGAGUCCAAUUAAACAGAUAAGAAUAAAAAGAAUUAUAGUUGAACAUUUUAUAAAAACGGAUUUUGAUGAAAAAUACAACUGAUCUAUUCGUAAUGUGUUUGUGAGUCACAAGUUACAACGGGGUUUUGCAUCAGAAUAACGUUUAUUCUGUGUCUGUGGCGAUAUAACGUUUGUCACUAAACUAUACAGUUCUGAAGCUCCCUGGCAGCGAAAAAUAUUCGAGAAUGCUAUCCAUAUUAUUGAUAAUCAAACAUAUUUCACCAAAAUUACAACACGGCUUAUAGAAUGAAAAAAACUUAAUUAAGGACAGGUUAGAAACGAUUUGAUUUUUACAGACGGAGGUUGUGGGGUUGUAUACUUGGCAGUCAGAAAAAUCACAUUCUACUAUAUUUUAAAUUAAAACCGAAAAACUUGAUAUAAAACUAAACAAGCAAUUGCGUCAUAAAUAUAAAUCCAAAAAUAUGUCGUGAGUCGGAAGUUCACUCAGUUUAUAAUAAUAAUAUAAAACAACGAAAUAUAUACUUAUAGAAAACAGGAAUGAACUAAAAUGUAGCUAAAAUUUUGCUCUCACAACGAUCGAUAAUAAGAUAAGUAUCCACCAGUUAAUAGAAUCGUAGUGUUUAUACCAGUAACCCAUUACUACACGAUAGAGGCAUCACAAAAAUACAUUUCCAAAAGACGUAGUUUUCCUCGUAUAUCAUUUAUACAUUGACUUCCUAUCGAAA
Messenger RNA from Styela clava, 4110 nucleotides. The record is from RefSeq and is a predicted model, not a curated record. NCBI's taxonomy places the organism in Eukaryota, Metazoa, Chordata, Ascidiacea, Stolidobranchia, Styelidae.